Molecule: messenger RNA, 3838 nt
Organism: Bacillus rossius redtenbacheri
Lineage: Eukaryota; Metazoa; Arthropoda; Insecta; Phasmatodea; Bacillidae
Gene: alka
Product: glycine receptor subunit alpha-2
Exons: 10
Coding region: 207-1493 (428 amino acids)
Biological process (GO): nervous system process; chloride transmembrane transport; chemical synaptic transmission
Cellular component (GO): plasma membrane; synapse; neuron projection
Molecular function (GO): transmembrane signaling receptor activity; transmitter-gated monoatomic ion channel activity involved in regulation of postsynaptic membrane potential; chloride channel activity
Source: RefSeq, a predicted model, not a curated record
UGUGGGGGAGGGGAGGUGCGCAGUCGGGUCGGAGUGGAUUCGCCAGUCGGGCAGUUGGCACGCCUGCGGGUCGGCCGUUGGACGACGCCGCGGUACGGCAGGUGCUGGGUCGGUGCGGGGGAGGCAGGCCAGUGCUGCCAUCUUUGCGCGACGGCGUACCAACCGAAGAUGAAGACAGGCGCUGCCACCACAACCUCGCGGACGAAAUGAAUUCCUGGACAUUGGUGUCCUCUGCCUACUUCUUGCUCACAAGUUUAGCAUGCGUCGCCUGCAAGAAAAACUACACCAUAAAGCCAAGAGUGGUCUUGCCAGAAAACUACGUAAAAGAAAUUCGACCACCGUCCAAGAAGGGAGAGCCAGUCACUGUGGAUUUCUCCAUCUACGUCGUGGAUAUCAACUCGAUCAAUGUGGAGGACAUGGACUUCCGCGUAGACAUGUUCGUUCGUCAGCGGUGGACUGAGUCGCGCCUCAACAUGACGGACGACCUGUUCGAGGACGGCGACGACUACGUCACCCUGCCGCCGCAGUUCUUCGACAACCUGUGGCAGCCCGACCCCUACAUCCUCAACUCCAAGGUGUCAGAGAUCGCGAGGCUGACGCACAAGUUCUCGAGCGUGACGCUGUACCGCAACAAGACGGUGCGCUACGCGGCCCGCAUGCACGCCAUCAUCGCCUGCCAGAUGGAGUUCCAGAUGUACCCGGUGGACAUCCAGGUCUGCCCCAUGUACAUCGAGAGCUUCUCGUACAACGACCAGAAGCUGCUGCUGCGCUGGGGGGCGGACGGGGUGACGGUGAACCCGGAGCUGAAGCUGCUGCAGUACCACCUGGGCCAGCCGCUGGGGCUGGAGCACACCUCGGGCUACAUGCACGAGAAGGAAGCCAACUUCUCGCGCCUGGUCAUGUACUUCCGGUUCGAGCGGCAGAUCGGCCACCACCUGAUCCAGACGUUCGCCCCCAGCUCGCUGGUGGUGAUGCUGUCCUGGUUCAGCUUCUGGAUCGGCCUGGACGCCAUCCCAGGGCGCGUGACCCUGCUCGUCACCUCCAUGCUCACCCUGGUCACCAUGUUCACCGGCCUCAAGUCCGACGUGCCGCCCGUCGCCUACGUCAAGGCGCUGGAUCUGUGGAUGGCCGGCUGCAUGGUGUCUGUGUUUGCUGCGCUCGGGGAGUUUGUGGUGGUGAAGGUGCUGGACGCCAGCUACCAGGCCCAGAAGCGCAGCAAGGUGGCCCCCAUGCCCACCAUACUGUCCAUGCCGCUGCGGUCGAACGAGAAGUCGUGCAUGAUGUGGGACGUGGAGGCGGGGAUGCGCUGUCGCAGCCGCAGCGUGAACCUGCACAAGCGCAGGCUGCUGCAGCUGGUGUGGGAGGACCACCGCACCGGCGAGGAGAAGGUGCUGGCCCGGGAGAUCGACCGCCAGUCCCGGGUCGUCUUCCCCGUCUUCUUCCUCAUCUUCCUGGUCUUCUACUGGCCCCUGCUGCUGCUCAAGAAGGCCUGACGACUGCUCCGGCCAGACGGGGGUUCUGUCCUGCUGCAUCUACUGCAAUUCCUGUUUUUGUCCUACCGGUCUUUUAUUCCAUGAUCUUCCCGGUCUUCUCCAUACAGCCUGACAAUCUCCUGCAAAGUCAACCGCCAUUUCCUCGUCGUCUUCCUCUCCUUCAUUACCUUCCCAAUCUCCUACUGGCCCUUGCUGCUUCUCUCUGCAAGGCCUGGCAGUAGCUCCGGCCAGGAGAAUGUGCUGAUCUGCGAGGUCAACCACCAUUCAAGUGUCGUCUCCCCCUGUCUUCUUCAUGAAGACGACCUGACCACCGCACUGGCCAGGAGGUGUUGGCCCACGAGAUCAACUGCCGUUACCGUAUCAUACCAGACUUCUUCGUGAUCUAGUCUUCUCCAUUGCCUUCCCAGUCUUUUUUCAUGGUCUUCUAGUCUUCUGCAAGAUCUUCCAAACUAAUUCAUGAUCUUUUCUAGCCUUCCUAAUAAUUUUCUCAGUCUUCUUCAUUAUAUCCCUAAUCUUCUUCAUGAUUUUCCCCAUAGUCUUCCUAAUAAUUUUCUCAGUCUUCUUCAUGAUUUUCCCCAUAGUCUUCAUGAUAUGUCUUCCACUGGCCCCUACAGCUGCUGCUCACCACACAACCCGACAAUCACAAGGGGAAGAUUUUGAAAACUUCAACCCCACACCUACCCACCUAUACAAUAGUACCCUGUAAUACAGUGUUUAAGUUAGCCAAGUAAUUCUGUUUAGUAUGGGUAAAAACAUUUUAACAUGAUAAGAGUUCUAUUUUUAAAAAAAAAUUUUAGGGACCAACUGAAGAGGAAGCAUCUUUAUGGCCCCGCCUACUUAGGACACACAUACAAUGUGCAUAGCUUCAGAAAAAAAAAAUCACGCAAUUGGAAAAUUGCUCAAGGUAUCAGAGUUGUGAGUUGUGUCUGCUUACGAAAAAAAAUUUUAAAAUAAGCUCAUGGUGGAUGAGCAUGUAGUUCUGUUUCCGUAUUUCGUUUUUAAAAGAGUUAAAAUGGCUAAAUCGUGUGAUUUCGGAAUAACUUUUAGGCACAAAAACACUCGGUACUGAUUCUUGAAAGCGCACUCAAGCAAUUUGCAUUAAACCUUUAAAUUCAAUUACUGUAUUUCCCAAAUAAUGUUAUUCGUCAAAUCUCAUAGCUGUCCUAUGCAGGGCAAGAAGAUUGUGUGCCAGUUCAGAGCCUUGCACUUAGUGGCGAAACAGUGCUAGAAGCACCAGUAAGCAUCACACCUCACUAACAGACACACCCCUGACACCGUUUGCCCAUUAAAGACACCCACAGUCACAUCUGAGAGUAUUCUGAAAUGUCAGCAAGCCUUAAGUGUUGUGUUUAACUAAUUUACUUACUUAUAAAACUUUGAUUGUGGGCUAGAAUGAAAGGGAUUUGUUUUGCUGUACAAACUUUUUUUAUUGACUAUUUGACCAAUCACUUCAGUUGUACAAUUAUCAUUCUCAUUUCUCAGUCCAUGUGUCUACUUAUCUUUCAGUUAUAUCACUAGUGAACAUUUUAGAAAAAUACUAUAUUAGUUUUCUAAUGUAUUUUAUCCAAGAUGAAUGUAAUGCAACAGAUACAUAUAAUCAUUUAUGUUCAGGCCAAGAAGCUUAUUCAUAGUUUUGAGUAGUUUUGCCUCUGUCACUUAAGAAAUAUAAAAAUAUUCAAUGUACAUAUUUGAAAACUAUAGAGCAUGAACAAGAUGUGCUUACCAUCAGAACCUAACAUACCUAUUUUGCAGAAGCCUAUGAACAUAUGCAAUAGGAAAUAGUCAUGAAUUUAGUCAUCUGAGAACAUCCUUUCAAAUCGUUCUUACAAGAAAAUGUGCACAAGAAAAGUGUCAUGGUCUUUUGAGUAAAGAGUAAAAAAAUAUUUUACAAAAAAUAUUUGCCAAGGGUAAUUUAUGUACACGCACUUAAAAAAUCAGUGUGGAUAUUUUCAUAUAUGUUCAUAUAUGUUUCAUUUUAUAGGGAUAAACAUAUAUAUUUAUGCACUUUUUAAAAAUAAAUUACUAUUUGCUUUUUGUGAUCUUUCAUAUGGAUAUUUUGUUACUUUUACUUUAUAUAUUUGAUAGUUAUUAAUUUUCACUGCAUUUUGGAUAAUUUAUUCUAGUACAGAACUAAAAAUUAUACAAGCAUAUUUCAAUAUAAGUAUUUGUUUUUUUGUUAAAAUUUUUUUUUUUUAAAUAACUGAACAUAUAAAUAUAAUGCUCGAAAUGAUGUAUGUAUGCAUGUACAUAAAGUGUAUUGAAUAUUUCAGAAAGUAAUCUGCAAGUCUAACGGCUUGCUGUGUUCCUAACUAUGUGAGGAGAUUUCAAUAAAUUUAUUGAACCAG